This is a messenger RNA of Trypanosoma rangeli, 693 nucleotides long. Its product is annotated as small G-protein. NCBI's taxonomy places the organism in Eukaryota, Euglenozoa, Kinetoplastea, Trypanosomatida, Trypanosomatidae. The transcript has a single exon. Bases 1 to 693 code for a protein of 230 amino acids. The record is from RefSeq and is a predicted model, not a curated record. Gene Ontology annotation, molecular function: GTP binding; GTPase activity.
AUGCUGGAGUGCGUGGAAAACAGCAUCAAGGUGAUCGUGGUGGGGAACGGCAAUGUAGGUAAGACGUCAAUGCUUCGGCGGUUUGUCAAGGGGGAGUUUGUGGAUCAGUACAAGAAGACUAUUGGGGCGGAAUUCAUGGAGAAAAAUGUGUUCUUACACCAAUCCAACACCACAGUGAAACUUAUGCUCUGGGACACGGCCGGGCAAGAAGUGUUUAAUUCCCUUACUCAAGCGUAUUAUCGUGGUGCUGGCGCGGCAAUACUGGCAUUCAGCACUGUCGAUAAGGAUAGUUUCAUGAAUGUGGUGAACUGGAAGAGGAAUGUCGAGAAUGUGUGUGGCGUCAUUCCAAUGAUUCUUUGCCAGACAAAGUUUGACCUUGCGCACGAGGCGGCCAUCACAAACGAGGAGGCAGAGCAGCUUGCAAUACAACUUCAGUUGCCAUUUUUUCGUGUCUCCACGAGGGAUGACUUCAACGUGACGCAGCUCUUUGAGUACACUGCUCAGAUGUGUUUAAGCGAAGAGUCGGCAGAGAAUCCAAGUGCGUCAGUGAAGGCGUCUUCAAACCUCAAUGGAAGCGAGGUUCAUGGUGCAACGGCCAUGAAACAGGGAACUCAGUCAAUGAUGCGCGUGGACCUGAGGGCGUCAAACCCAGGGGGCAAGAAGAAAAAGAAGAAACUCUGCACAAUACUUUGA